Molecule: messenger RNA, 1677 nt
Organism: Ogataea philodendri
Lineage: Eukaryota; Fungi; Ascomycota; Pichiomycetes; Pichiales; Pichiaceae
Exons: 1
Coding region: 1-1677 (558 amino acids)
Biological process (GO): phosphatidylinositol metabolic process
Molecular function (GO): phosphatidylinositol kinase activity
Source: RefSeq, a predicted model, not a curated record
AUGCCGGAAGUCGAAACCACACAGGCGGCGGUAACGUCCCUGACUACAGAGACUCUAAUUGAAAAUGGGCACUUGAGGACGACCAAAAAUGAGAUUGGCUCAUUGGAGGGUCUUCCCACGCUGACCAACGGCGAGGUACAGAUAAAAAAGUACGAAAUGUCCCAACAACAGCAGCAAUCUCCUACUGCUAAACAGCGAAGCGUUGAUGAGCUGAUAUCUCCAACAAAAUUAGACCUUCAUUCAAAGUCUUCCCGGGAAACGCUAAAAGCUCCACAGCGCGCAGAUACAAAUCAGACCAUGGAUCGUCAUUCCCAAAUUACCCAAACAACGGCCCCUUCCAGUGGCAUGGAUAGACAGGGAUAUACCCCUUCUCAUACUAUUGCAAUUCCCCAAGCGUAUGCCCAGAGCGAAGCCACAGGCGCAGAUAGAUACAACCAGCAGACUUUGACCAACCGCCAUCGGUUCAACAGAGGAAAUUCGCUGUCUUUGGGGACCCAGAGACGCAAGACUAAGACUAGAACGGAUGACAGAUACGUCAUUCCCGGUCAGCGUGUCGUUGAGGGUCAUCACAACUAUGUGAUGGCCUACAACAUGAUCACAGGGAUCCGAGUCGCCGUUUCGAGAUGUUCCAAAUUGCCUGGCCCGCUUAAAGACGAGGAUUUUACCCGUGUCUCGAAGCUAAUUUUUGACAUGGAAGGAAACACAAUGACACCGUCUACCAAGUACGAGUUUAAGUUCAAAGACUACGCCCCGGAGAUUUUCAGACAUCUUCGAAACAAGUUCAACAUCGACCAAGCAGACUACUUGCUUUCGCUGACAGAGAGGGUCAGUUUGACGGAGCUUGGCUCGCCGGGAAAAAGUGGCUCAUUUUUCUACUAUUCCAGAGAUUACCGGUUUAUCAUCAAGACCAUCCAUCAUUCCGAACACAAACAUCUUCGAAGGUGCCUGAAGCGCUACUAUGAGUAUGUGGAUAAGAAUCCGCAGACGUUCAUAUGUCAAUUUUACGGAUUGCAUCGGCUCAAGAUGCAUUCGGCAACAGGUAUUCAUAAGAUCCAUUUUCUGGUGAUGAACAACAUCUUUCCUCCGCACCGUGAUUUGCACGAGAAGUAUGACCUUAAGGGCUCUACAUACGGACGGAUCACGAAUGUGGCGGCCGCAAAAGCUCAAGGGAAGACGUCGAUUGUCCAAAAAGACCUGAACUGGUUGCAGAACAAGGACAGACUCAAGUUCGGGCCUACCAAGAGAAAACAGAUCUUGCAGCAGCUCCGAGGCGAUGUGGAGCUUCUACAGGAACUCAACAUCAUGGAUUACUCGUUCCUUAUUGGUAUUCACGAUCUUUCUCAAGCGGCACUAGAAGACCCGUACAACCAACUGUCAAAUUUCGAUCCGCCAGAGAUCCAACACCAAUCCGCAUCCACGUACUCAGAAGGCCUGCUGGACAACGAUGGUGGCAUUCGCGGAACCGACGAAGAAGACAACGAGAUAGAAGUUGUAUACUACAUGGGGGUGAUCGACUGUCUGACCAACUACUCCACACUGAAGCGACUCGAGACAUUUUUCCGGUCUCUAAACCACAAACGCGAGACUAUCAGUGCAGUUCCUCCGGUCGAGUAUGGUCAGCGGUUCUUAAAAUUUAUAGAAACAGCUAUGACACCUACGAAAAACUCCGCUGUCUAG